Molecule: messenger RNA, 748 nt
Organism: Dimorphilus gyrociliatus
Lineage: Eukaryota; Metazoa; Annelida; Polychaeta; Dinophilidae
Source: the annotation of a GenBank genome assembly
ACUGCGGUGAAAACUGAGUGUUUUACCCCGCUAACAAUCAAACAUGACCGACCACGAGGAAUCUGAGCAGACACGAGUUGAAAAACAAUUGAAAGUACCCAAUCACCUACGAUCACUGCAUGAUAGGGAUCAGGAAAGACGUCUUAUAGUUGUUCUGGAGGGCGCUUCAUUGGAGACGGCAAAGGUUGGUAAAGACUACGAACUGCUAACUAGUGACAAGCAUAAAGGACUUUUGAAGAAAUUUCGCAAGGAUCCUUCAGAUUACAGACCCGAUAUAACGCAUCAAUGCCUUAUGAUGCUGUUAGAUAGCCCUCUGAACAGAGCUGGAAAACUACAAAUUUAUAUCCAUACCCAAAAGAAUAUUCUUAUUGAAGUGAACCCACAAACGCGUAUUCCUCGUACGUUUGACAGGUUUUGCGGUCUUAUGGUACAGCUUCUCCAUAAACUCAGUGUUUCAGCGGCUGACAGGCCUCAAAAACUUUUGAAAGUUAUUAAGAAUCCAAUAACAGAUCAUUUACCAACGGGUUGCCCUAAAUUCUCUACAUCUUUUAAAGGAGACGUAAUGAAUUCAUCUGAAAUAUUAGGACCAGAUAGACCAGUAGUUUUUGUUAUAGGAGCAAUUGCAAAGGGAUCUGUUUCUCCUGAAUAUACUGAAAACUGUAUGUCGUUCAGCUCUUACCCCCUUUCGGCUGCUCUGUCCUGUGCAAAAUUGUGUACAGCUGCUGAAGAACAAUGGGGCGUUGUUUGA